Molecule: messenger RNA, 1314 nt
Organism: Jatropha curcas
Lineage: Eukaryota; Viridiplantae; Streptophyta; Magnoliopsida; Malpighiales; Euphorbiaceae
Gene: EDA12
Product: embryo sac development arrest 12
Source: RefSeq, a predicted model, not a curated record
GAAACUUGUAACGUCAUUUUGAAACCAGAGCCCUCCCUUCUCUACUACUUUCUCUCUAUUCUCUACUCUCUACUCUCUACAGUCUCCUCUCCAAAAAUCGAAAAAAAUCCCGCUUACAACCGUCGAACUCUCUUGCUCUCUACACCUAUAUUUCAAACAAACAUACCCUCUUUCUCUGUUUUUAUCUUUGCCUUUGUUAGCAAUGGCGGAGUUUCCUCCAAAUUUGGAUGACGGAGAGCUAUAUCUUCCGUCUGAUAUUUUUCUAACUGAAGUACCCUCUAAAUAUAACCCAUAUCGUCUUUCUUGCAUGGAAGAUCUUGCUACUCAUUUCGCUUCUCUCUCUUUACUUAAAAAUCAACCAUCUUCAACCCCUUCAAGACCUCCUCCCAAACCACCGUUAAAUUAUCAGAAGGUAAAAAUGGCGGUUAGGGAUUUAUCGGCGAACCAUUUGCCAGCUGGGCAUGUUGGUUUUAAUGGCGGUGGUGGUGUUGCUGGUGUUGAGAUCGGUCAAAGACUUUACGGGUACGGAAACGGUUCCUUUUUAGCCCGGUCUGAACCGUUUUACGAAUUUCAAGUCCAGCCACAGGUUGAUAGCUACUUGGACACAAGGCCUAUGCUUUUGCAAAGGCCACGAACCCCAAUUCAGAAUCGGGUUUACCCAUUUCGAGGAAGUGGGUUUGAAUUUGGUGGCGGUGGUGGUCGUAGAGGGAGAGAAUCUGGAGGGACUGGUGUUUUUCACCCUCGUAUUGUCCAUAACUCCACAAAUGACUCUCCUUUUAAUGCUGAUUAUAAAAGGAAGCAAGGUGUGAGAAAUAAACAGGAAAUUCAAGUCAAUAGUCAACAGAGAAACUCCAUGAGAAGGGUUAGCAAGGAAGAGGAUUGUUAUUAUCAUCUUCCUCCAGAGAUGGGUUUGCCUCAAGACUGGACUUAUUGAGCUUAUCUUCUCCAAUUUCAGUGUAGAAGAAGAAAAUGAUUAGAAUAAGACCUUUGAGGAGAAGAAUAGAAGAAAGUUAAAUAAUUUGUAGGAUUUUGUGUGCAGUGCAGUGAAGGUAAAGAGAAAUAGGUAGAGAUUAGCAGAGAAAAAGGUAUGUUUAGUAUGUGUUUUAUGCUUGAAAGCUUUGUAGAAAUAAAUAAUGUCUAAGCUUUUGGUUUGGAGUGAAUUAUUAUUAAAUGGCCAAUACUAAGCAUUGAUGGAAGAAUAAUCAUUGAACAUAGCUCAAAGCUGGGAAGUGAAUUGUUGCCUUUAGAACUGUAAAAUAACAUACUUGAACUCUCCUUGAAGUUUAAAUAAAAAUAUAUGUUUCCUUUCUAAUU